AUGGCUCUUCGACUAUCUGCGAACAGGGUGACAUCCACUCUGAGAGCUGGAAAUAUAUCACCAGUUAUCAAUGGCCUCAUGAGGAGAAAUGCCUCACAAGCAACAGCUGCUGCCAUAAAUCUAUCGGAUGAGCCUCAGCACGAUAUUCACAAUGAAACCAAGCUAUCGAAUCCAGAUCCUUCACCAAAUUCGCAAACAGCACGCAUAAUCGCAGAACAAGCGCCAUAUAUGGUUGCAACUUAUGCCCGACCACCACCGAUGUUCGUGAAGGGAUCUGGAUGUUAUCUUUGGGAUGCAGACAACAGAAAAUACUUGGAUUUCACAGCUGGUAUAGCAGUCAAUGCUCUAGGACACUGCGAUCCUGAAAUCGCAAAUAUAAUGUUCGAACAAGGCAAAACUCUUAUGCACACUUCCAAUUUAUAUCAUAAUCCAUGGACUGGAGCCCUCUCUCAACUCCUCAUCGAAAAGACUCUCGAAUCAGAUUCAAUGCACGAUGCUCAAGCUGUUUUCAUCUGCAACUCUGGCAGUGAAGCUAACGAGGCCGCAAUAAAGUUUGCUCGAAAGUCCGGAAAGGUUGUUGAUCCAUCAGGUGCCAAACACGAGGUUAUUUCGUUUCAAAAUUCAUUUCAUGGUCGAACCAUGGGCUCAUUGUCCGCAACCCCAAACCCGAAAUAUCAGAAACCAUUUGCUCCAAUGUUACCUGGAUUUAGAUACGGAACAUAUAACGAUGUGGAUGCUAUCAAAGAUUUGGUUACGGAGAAUACAUGUGGUGUCAUAGUAGAGCCAAUUCAAGGAGAAGGUGGUGUUAUUGUGGCAACUGAAGAAUUCCUUACUGCACUCGCAGCUCGUUGUCGUGAGGUUGGUGCAGUUCUCAUCUAUGAUGAGAUACAAUGUGGACUUUCACGAACGGGCACUUUCUGGGCACAUGCUUCAUUGCCAAAAUCAGCCCAUCCAGAUAUUAUCACCACCGCCAAGGCUCUUGGAAAUGGUUUCCCCAUUGGAGCAACAAUUGUCAACAAAAACGUAACGGAAAAGAUCAAGGUCGGCGAUCACGGAACUACCUUUGGUGGAAAUCCAUUAGGAUCCAGGAUAGCCCAUUACAUUGUUUCUCGAUUAUCUGAUCCGUCAUUACAAAAAGAUGUCAUAAAAAAAUCGGAAAUCUUCAAGAAACAUUUCCAGCUCUUACAAUCCAAAUACCCAGAACUCGUCAAAGAAAUUAGAGGCAGAGGACUGCACCUGGGUCUACAUUUGAGCCAAGAUCCUACACCAAUUGUUACAGCUGCUAGAGAAAGAGGGUUAUUGAUCAUCACGGCUGGAACCAAUACCUUGAGAUUUGUGCCAAGCUUGACUAUUACCGAGCAAGAAAUCGAAGAGGGGUUCAGCAUUUUGGGGGAAGCAAUGAGGAUUGCUACUUCUUCAGUGGAGGAGCCGCAAGGAGUUCAAGUUCAUGGUGAAGUAGAUUCGCCAAAUUAA
Messenger RNA from Sclerotinia borealis F-4128, 1473 nucleotides. The record is from the annotation of a GenBank genome assembly. NCBI's taxonomy places the organism in Eukaryota, Fungi, Ascomycota, Leotiomycetes, Helotiales, Sclerotiniaceae.